This is a messenger RNA of Acinonyx jubatus (cheetah), 2272 nucleotides long. RefSeq lists its product as uncharacterized. The record is from RefSeq and is a predicted model, not a curated record. NCBI's taxonomy places the organism in Eukaryota, Metazoa, Chordata, Mammalia, Carnivora, Felidae. Gene Ontology annotation, molecular function: aspartic-type endopeptidase activity; nucleic acid binding; zinc ion binding. Gene Ontology annotation, biological process: proteolysis; virion assembly.
UGCUGGACGGACGUUAUGGGACAGACUCAGACUACUCCUCUAAGUAUUAUGAUUGAUCACUUUAAGGAUGUGAGGGGAAGAGCUAACAACCUCAGUGUGAAAGUCCGAAAGGGUCGGUUGCAGUUUUUUUGUUCUAGCGAGUGGCCAACUUUCAAUGUCGGAUGGCCACCAGAGGGGACCUUCGACCUCCCUACCAUCCACCGAGUCAGGAGUAUCAUCUCUCAGCCUAAGGCGGGCCAUCUUGAUCAGCUCCCUUACAUUAUCACUUGGCAGGACCUUGUAGAAGACCCACCCUCUUGGCUUAAGCCCUUCCUAACCCUGCUCCCUCCGGAGCCAAAACCCAUUCUUGCUUUGCAGGAGACAGAGAAGAGGAAAAGUCUUACCCAGCCUUCAGCACCCCUCUACCCUGUCCUACAGGGGGGUACUGAAGAAGAAUUAAUUUUUCCUCCCCCGUAUAACCCCUCUAGGAUGCCGGAAGAACACCAUCCUCCCCCUCCGGGGGAGGCAGACGCUGUUCCGAGAGCCGGAGGCGGAAACGCUCCAGGGGGAAGCCCGCCCUUUACCAGACAAAGGGCUCAGAGGGGGCAAUCUGCCUCCGCCGCCGACUCCACUAUUCUGCCCCUGCGAGCCACCGGACCCCCAGACGCGGAGGGGAAUCAGCCCCAUCACUAUUGGCCUUUCGCCACUAGUGACCUCUACAAUUGGAAAGCUCAGAAUCCUAAGUUUUCCGAGAAACCGGCAGGGCUUAUUGAUUUAUUAGACUCUGUUCUUUUUACCCAUCAGCCCACGUGGGAUGAUUGCCAGCAGCUUUUGCAGGUCCUGUUCACGACUGAAGAAAGAGAAAGAAUCCUCAGUGGGGCCCGAAAACUAGUUCCAGGCGCAGAUGGGAAUCCCACCACCAACCAGGCUCAGAUAGAUGCCUCCUUCCCCUUAACUUGGCCCCAGUGGGACUUCAACACGGCAGAAGGUAAGGAGAGGCUCCGGGUCUACCGCCAGACUCUAAUGGGGGGUCUCCGAAUGGCUGCUAGAAAGCCAACCAAUUUGGCCAAGGUAGGAAAUGUACAACAGGGAAAAGAUGAAUCUCGGGCUGCCUUUUUAGAACGGAUCAUGGAGGCAUUCCGUACCUACACCCCCAUGGAUCCAGAGGCUCCGGAAAGCAAGGCAGCUGUUCUCAUGGCCUUUGUAAACCAAUCGGCCAUAGACAUUAGGAGAAAAUUACAGAAAAUAGAUAGACUAGGAGAAAAAAGUCUGCAGGACUUACUGGUGGUAGCCGAAAAGGUAUAUAAUAACCGGGAGCCUCCUGAGGACAAGCAGGCUCGCGCCAUGGCGGCUGCCAGCAGUAAGCAGACUCGAGACCUGGCCAGAAUACUACUAGCUACCACUGCUGACUUCCCCGAGGAACGAGACCGCCGUCUCCGGCAGCUGGCAGACGACACAAGAAAAGGUAAAAGCACCGGGGGGAAGCAGAGGCUGCAGAAGGAUCAGUGCGCAUACUGCAAGGAGAUAGGGCAUUGGGCCCGAGAUUGUCCAAAAAGAACUGGCGGGAAGGGAAGCAAGACUGAUCGAGUAAAAGUCCUAGAGCUGGAUGAACUAAGUGAUUAGGGGAGUCAGAGUUCGGACCCUCUCCCCGAACCCAGGGUAACUCUUAAAGUGGAGGGGACCCCUAUUGACUUCCUUGUCGACACCGGAGCACAACAUUCGGUCCUCCGCACCCCACAAGGAAAACUAGCCAGCAAGAAGUCCUGGGUACAAGGGGCAACUGGUAUGAGCCAGUAUUCAUGGACUACCCGAAGAACAGUAGAUUUGGGAACGGGCCGGGUAUCCCACUCCUUUAUGGUAAUACCAGAAUGCCCCUACCCACUGUUAGGACGGGACUUACUGACCAUUGGAGCUCAGAUAACUUUCAGACAAGGGCCUCAGGUCACCGAUGGCAAGGGCCACCCCAUCCAGGUCCUGACCAUGAAACUGGAGGAUGAAUACCUCCUCCACCAGGAGGCGCUCCCGAGAGAGAAUAAUAUAGACAGAUGGCUACAAGAAUUCCCCUCAGUUUGGGCAGAGACGGGGGGGAUGGGACUAGCCGCUCACAGGACCCCAGUCCUGGUAGAGCUCAAGCCAGGAGAGAGUCCGGUAAGGAUCAAACAAUACCCCAUGUCUCAGGAGGCCCGGAAGGGGAUCCAGCCACACAUCCGGAGACUAUGAAGCCUAGGGGUACUAGUUCCUUGCCAGUCUGCCUGGAACACCCCCUUACUGCCGGUCAAAAAGCCUCAUACAA